This is a messenger RNA of Cyphellophora europaea CBS 101466, 459 nucleotides long. RefSeq lists its product as uncharacterized. Bases 1 to 459 code for a protein of 152 amino acids. The transcript has 2 exons. The record is from RefSeq and is a predicted model, not a curated record. Gene Ontology annotation, cellular component: mitochondrion; cytosol. Lineage: Eukaryota; Fungi; Ascomycota; Eurotiomycetes; Chaetothyriales; Cyphellophoraceae. Gene Ontology annotation, molecular function: deaminase activity.
AUGGUUCGGCUCACUGCACUGCUUGCUCCUCUGGUGGCUCUCACCACCACCGUGCUCGCUUCUCCAAUCGAGAGAAAGACUGAACCCGUUGUGACCUACCUCGGCACCUCAGGACCCAUCCUUUCCGGCGGCGCGUCCACCACUUCCAAAGGCCUCGUCUACACUGCAGGAACAGUCCCUUCGUUGAACGGCUCGAUAGUCGAGGGCGGCAUUGGUCCGCAAACCGCUCAAGUCAUCUCCAACAUCGGCGCAAUCCUGGAAGAAGCCGGCACCAGCUGGGCGUAUGUGCUGAAGACCACCGUCUUCCUGGCGGACAUGAAUGACUUUGAGGCCGUCAACGAGGUCUACGGCGAGCUCCUGCCUGACCCGAAGCCUGCCCGUACGGCGGUCCAGGUCGGACAGCUGCCCGGGGAUUUCCUGAUUGAGAUCGAGGCUAUCGCGGCCAUUCCGGACUGCUAG